Archocentrus centrarchus (flier cichlid) is the source of this 2578-nucleotide messenger RNA. RefSeq names its product golgin, rab6-interacting (gene gorab). Bases 132 to 1181 code for a protein of 349 amino acids. Gene Ontology annotation, biological process: non-motile cilium assembly. The record is from RefSeq and is a predicted model, not a curated record. The transcript is spliced from 5 exons. Lineage: Eukaryota; Metazoa; Chordata; Actinopteri; Cichliformes; Cichlidae.
CGUGGCAUUAAUAAACAAAGAUGGCGGAGGCUUCUAUGGGUUCGUGGAGUUUUUCUGUGAAUUGAAAACUUUUAAUCUUAAACAAAUAAUCGGGGUAUUUCCUACAUGUGUCUUAUGAGUGGAGUUGCAAAAUGAGCGGUUGGGCUGGUUUUUCGGAUGAGGAGCUGCGGAAGAUACAGCAAAAAGAUUCGGCUGGAUCUGCAGGUCCAGUCCGGGGUCGAAAACUGGUUCCAGCCAGUCGGAGUCGGCAGCAGUUGCACCGUGAGAGGGCUCUGCAGUCAAAAGUCCAGAAAAAUGCAGGAGCUGGGUCGCUUGUUCUUCCACCAGAGCAACAGCUCACCAAACCGUCGCUGAGGGAAGACUCUCAGGCGGCAGACCCGGCGGAAAGCCCGACUGUCAAACAAGAGGUGCAACAGAAGCCCAAUGAAAACCAUCAGCCAACAACAGAAGAAGAAAACGCAGUUGUUAAAGAGCUGGAUAAACAGGAGGUUGAACUACGGGAAAAGACGCGUCUGGAGCAACUGCAGCAAGAGCAAAAAAUAAUUGAAGAGAGGAACAAACGCAAGAAAGCUCUGCUGGCAAAAACUAUUGCUGAGAAAUCCAAACAGACUCACGCAGAAGCUGUAAAGCUAAAGAGAAUCCAGAAGGAGCUGCAGGCCCUCGACGACAUGGUGUCUAGUGAUAUUGGCAUCCUGAGAGGAAAGAUAGAGCAAGCCAGUUGGGACUACACAGCUGCAAGAAAGCGCUAUGAGAAGGCAGAAGCUGAGUACGUGAUCGCUAAGCUGGACCUUCACAGGAAAACAGAGGUGAAGGAACAGCUGACGGAGCACCUCUGUGCCAUCAUCCAGCAAAAUGAGCUCCGCAAAGCCCACAAGCUGGAGGAACUGAUGCAGCAGCUACAGCUUCAGGCUAGUGAGGAGGAGGUGGAGCGGCAGAAUGAAGUGACAAGGAGAAACUUAGAGGUGCAAAAGGAUGAAGAAAAGGGAAAUGGAUCAGUGGAGUAUCAGGAGGUUAAGGUGCAAUCAACCAAAAACUGUGGACCUAAAGAGGAAGAGACUGUGACAAAAGAGAGUGGAGGUUCUGCCCAGCCAGAGGGACAGUCAGAGAUUGAACAUUUAAAGGCAGAACAAGACUGUAAAACACUAGAAAACUGUCUUCAGACUGAAUCUGUGGCCUCCUGAUGCUCAGAAGAGUGGCACUCUUAAAUCUGAUUACUGUUAAGGCCAGAGUAUAUGAUUCACAUCAUUUUUAUCAUAAAAUUAAUCACUGAGCUUUUAUACACCAUUGAUGGUAGUGUUAUAAUCAAAACAAAUUUGUACUGUAACUAUGACAGCAAAAUUUUCCCAUUAGCGUAACAGAUUCCCUCCCUGCUGCAGAGGUUUUUCCUUUAAUUUGUCAGCCUUUUAAGUUUUCUACCUUCCACUAACUGCUACAGAAUAAUGAGCUUCUGUUUCUCAGGGCCCAUCGUUUUCAUAGUGAUGACCCUGUUUGCUAAAAAAAUUAUAUUCUUAUAUCACUAAAUGUUUUUUCCAAAGAGGAAACAUACCAGCCUGCAUUAUGCUAGGCACAGUUUUAGAGUUACACAGUCACACGCAGGUUGGCGGGUGGGAAUUUGGGGUGGGGGGUGUUUACGCCAAUAUAAUAUCAGUACCUAUUUAGUUUUUUUUUUUUUUUUUAAUUAAAACUCUGCACAUUUCCACUGUUAAGACAAAAAAGCAUCACCAGCAAAACUCUUACCUUUUCAAAUACUAUAAGCAUUGUUUCCAAAAAGGGGGGGGGGGGGGGGGAAUGCGCACAAAACAAAGUGAAAAACACUAGGUGUAAUGAUGGGUGCUGGAAUGGGUUUCUCCAGCUUGUUUUUUCAAAGCUCUAAAAAGUUAUAGUAUGUUACUGCAGGUUUUAGCAGACAGGGGUAGUUAGUCUGAAGAACUCAUACCAAAAAGAACAUUUAGUCCAAUUUGUAGUGUUGUGUAGUUAUUUAGAUGUUCUUUGAUACAUUUUUAGGCUGGGUAAUUCACACCUUUUUUGGGUCAUGUUCACUUGCUGGAGUGUCUUGCACCCUUUAACUUCAAUUGUCCGCUUUUAUGUUUGUCCUUAAAAAAAAUUAAUAACAAUGCUUCUUCCAAACAUGUUUUUGAUUGCUGUCUUACUGUGCAGAAAGCCUCUGUUUUAUGCGCACGGAGCAUUAAUCUCCUUCUGUUCUGAAUACAAACCAUCAGGCCUUAUGUUUUGUAGAUGAAGCUGUUUGCCGGCGCUGGGCUUGUGUUUCACAAAGCUAAAACUCUUGUCAGUGCACCUCAGGAGCAGCGGGCCUGCUUGGUAAGGGGAUAUCUGUUAAUGUAUGUACGAUGCUUUCAGCUGCAUGUGUUUCUGCAUUCUUCCAGCUUUUUUUUUUUUGACAGUGUGUCAAAGAAAAUGCAUAAUCUAAUGGAAAUGUAAAACCAAAGUCUGAUUUAUUACUUUGUUUGUUCUGAAAAAUGUAAAAAGGCUAUUUAAAUGGGGUAAAAAAAAAUUAAACAUGAUAUUUUAAAGAUAUACAAUCGUGUAAUAUUUUACUAAAAUAAACUUUUAAAUGACA